This is a messenger RNA of Postia placenta MAD-698-R-SB12, 624 nucleotides long. RefSeq lists its product as hypothetical. Gene Ontology annotation, biological process: endoplasmic reticulum to Golgi vesicle-mediated transport; intra-Golgi vesicle-mediated transport. The coding region runs from base 1 to 624 and encodes 207 amino acids. The transcript is spliced from 4 exons. The record is from RefSeq and is a predicted model, not a curated record. Lineage: Eukaryota; Fungi; Basidiomycota; Agaricomycetes; Polyporales; Adustoporiaceae. Gene Ontology annotation, cellular component: cis-Golgi network membrane; TRAPP complex; cytosol.
AUGGCCACCACCAGUAAGCAAUACAAAGCAAUUGGCGAGGACAUAUGGAAGGGCAGGACCGAGAAAAUCAACGCAGAGCUCUUCGCCCUCACGUAUGGCGCACUCGUCGUGCAACUCAUACAAGACUAUGAGGACUACGCAGAGGUUAACAAGCAGCUUGAGAAGAUGGGCUACAACAUUGGCACACGGCUAAUCGAGGACUUCCUCGCCCGCAGUGCGAUUGGACGCUGUGCCGACUUCAGGGAGGUCGGUGAGGUAGUUGCUAAGGUGGGAUUCAAGUCGUUCCUGAACAUCACACCUACCGUGGUACAUGCAGCACCACCGCCGCCGUCGCCUUCACGUUCGAGCAACCCACCACAUUCGAACACGGCCGGAGCAUCGUUUACUCUCACACUAGAUGAGAAUCCUCUCGCGGAGUUCGUAGAGCUGCCUGAGGAAGCCCUCGAGGGCGGCCUGUGGUUCAGCAAUGUACUAUGCGGCGUGCUCAGGGGCGCACUGGAGAUGGUUCAAAUGCAGGUACAGGCGACCUUCAUUUCGGACGUAUUGCGCGGAGACGAGACGACGGAGAUUCGGGUGACGUUAACCAAAUAUCUCGAGGAGGAAGUACCUGUUGGAGACGACUAG